AUGGCUUCCCCAAAUCAAAACAAAACCCUAGACGCGCCUCACAACAACAGAGGAGAAUUCCACCAGUACCAGGUGGUCGGAAGAGCUUUGCCGACGGAGGCGGACGAGCACCCCAAGAUCUACCGGAUGAAGCUAUGGGCGACCAAUGAGGUCCGAGCCAAGUCAAAAUUCUGGUAUUUUCUGAGGAAGCUUAAGAAGGUGAAGAAGAGCAACGGUCAGGUUCUUGCUAUUAAUGAGAUAUUCGAGAAGAACCCGACCACCAUCAAGAACUAUGGGAUUUGGUUAAGGUACCAGAGUAGAACCGGCUAUCACAACAUGUACAAGGAGUAUCGUGACACGACUCUCAAUGGUGGAGUCGAGCAAAUGUACACCGAAAUGGCCUCUCGUCAUAGGGUUCGUCACCACUGCAUCCAAAUCAUCAAAACGGCUACUAUUCCAGCCAAGCUCUGCAAGCGGGAAAGCACCAAGCAAUUUCACGACUCGAAAAUCAAGUUCCCAUUGGUGUUUAGAAAGGUAAGGCCCCCGACUAGGAAGCUUAAGACCACUUACAAAGCGUCUAGGCCCAACUUGUUUAUGUAAUGCUUUGGUUAUUUUUGUUUGAUAUUUUGGAUCGAUGUGUUUUUGUUGAGUACGUUUGUUUGGAAAUUUUAUGGAUUUUGCUGUACUGAGUAUUUGGGGAUGACUUAGGCUUUUU
Striga asiatica is the source of this 694-nucleotide messenger RNA. Lineage: Eukaryota; Viridiplantae; Streptophyta; Magnoliopsida; Lamiales; Orobanchaceae. The record is from the annotation of a GenBank genome assembly.